AUGGCAGAUGACCUAAAGCAAUUCCUGUAUAAAAAGUUACCAUGUGCUGAAGGACUCCAUGCUACUGUUGUGUCAGAUAGAGAUGGAGUACCUGUUAUUAAAGUGGCCAAUGAUAAUGCUCCAGAACAUGCUUUGAGACCUGGUUUCUUAUCUACUUUUGCCUUUGCAACAGACCAAGGAAGCAAACUUGGACUUUCAAAAAAUAAAAGUAUCAUCUGUUACUAUAACACCUACCAGGUGGUUCAAUUUAAUCAUUUACCUUUGGUGAUGAGUUUCAUAGCCAGUGGCAAUGCCAAUACAGGACUAAUUGUCAGCCUAGAAAAGGAACUUCCUCCAUUAUUUAAGGAAGUGACAUGAGUUGUGGAAGUUUCUUAAUCUGACAGUGGUUUCCAGGUGUACCUUAUCUUCAUUAUAGCAACAUAAUAUCAAUCCAGCAGUCAUUAGACCACAGUAAUACUUUUAUCCACGUGCUCAAGAAAGGUCCCCCUUUCCACCUUCUACUGAAGAAAGAGCCUAUCGAUAUAAUUUAUAGACAUA
Lemur catta (Ring-tailed lemur) is the source of this 537-nucleotide messenger RNA. Its product is annotated as ragulator complex protein LAMTOR3-like. The coding region runs from base 1 to 357 and encodes 118 amino acids. Gene Ontology annotation, biological process: cellular response to amino acid stimulus; positive regulation of TOR signaling. The transcript has a single exon. The record is from RefSeq and is a predicted model, not a curated record. Lineage: Eukaryota; Metazoa; Chordata; Mammalia; Primates; Lemuridae. Gene Ontology annotation, cellular component: Ragulator complex.